Prosopis cineraria is the source of this 656-nucleotide messenger RNA. RefSeq names its product non-specific lipid transfer protein GPI-anchored 15. Gene Ontology annotation, biological process: systemic acquired resistance. The coding region runs from base 79 to 441 and encodes 120 amino acids. The record is from RefSeq and is a predicted model, not a curated record. NCBI's taxonomy places the organism in Eukaryota, Viridiplantae, Streptophyta, Magnoliopsida, Fabales, Fabaceae. The transcript has 2 exons. Gene Ontology annotation, molecular function: fatty acid binding.
CCAUAUCUAAUUAUCUAUCUUAUCACCAUUGAUCACUGUCAAUCAGGCUGCACAAAUUCUGAGAGAGAAAACAAAAACAUGGCGUUGAACGUCAGGACUCUCACCGUGACAGUGUUGAUGCUCAUGCUGGCUUCAGAGAUGCUGCUGCUGGAAGCUGAGGCAGCAGGAGAGUGCGGGAGGACUCCGAUAGGGUCCGCCGCGGCCAGCCUGACGCCGUGCCUGGCGGCGACUCGCGAUGUGAGGGCGAGGGUUUCGCCGGCUUGUUGUGCCAGAGUUAGUGCCAUGAUUAGGAUGUCUCCAAAAUGCCUCUGUGCUGUGCUGUUAUCACCCAUGGCAAGGCAGGCCAAGAUUAAUCCUGCCAUUGCUGUUACUGUUCCAAAGCGAUGCAACAUCAGGAACAGGCCCGCAGGCAAGAAAUGUGGAAGAUACACUGUUCCUUGAAGAUCAGAGAGUAACGUAAUACAGUAUUCAGAGAGGAGAUUAUAGAUAGCUCAAUAAGUACUGUCAUCUCUGCUGCGUUUUCACUUGGAGACUCAUCUCUUCAGACACUUAUAUAUAUAUAUAUAUAUAUAUAUAUUCUCUAUUGUUGAGUGGCCGUAUUAUUGUGUGUCAUGUUUGUUAUAAUAAUAAUAAUUUAAAUGGCUAUUGUUCCUUUA